ACGUAGAUCAGCCGCUUACGUAUGACGCAAAACGUCAGCGACGCUCAGUUUGGAAGUUUGGCGCGGGGGAAAGCUCUGUCGGUUGAAUCUGGACGGAUAAAACUCGGUCAUUUUGAGUCGAGCUCGCGGUGUAAGGUUAAACAUGUUAGACGGCGCCCACUUUGUGGAGGCCCUAGGCCGUCUGGGUUAUCCUGGUGCGGCUUCACUAAAGCCCUCGGAGUUUGAUUGGCUGUUUGACUGCGCCCCGGAGAACCUCCACUUCUUGCGCUUCGUCUGCCGCACCCUCGACCAAGGCAACGUUCUCACCGCGGAGGAGGCGGUCGCGUUCAAGGAGCUGCAGAAGUCUGGCAAGCAUGUUCUGGAUGAAGCAUCCCUGGCUGAGGUUCUGAAAACCGUGGGACCUUCCGACGGGGGCAGCACAAACGCCUUGGGUCCUCUUUCUUCGGCCUCCGUGUUUGAGGCGGAGGGGGGUUUGGCCGUAGAGGACUUGGAGGCAGAACUGCAGGCGCUGUGCAAAGAGAAGGAGCUGAAGCAGCGGCGCUACAACAGGCUGCAGGUAGCGGCCACGUCCCACGCCGACGUCGACCUGCAGCUCGGCGCCGAGCUGGACCACGCCGCGUGCAAGCUCAAGGAAGCCAACAUGUCGAUCGCAGCAGAGAAUGCCGACACGAACGCGGCGUUACAAAGCCUGACGGAUGAGGUCAGCCGGCUCGGAUCAUACCUCCAGCAGCCAGAAGCUGGGCAAAAAGCAGAUCAGUUCAAGCCCUCCGUUUCCAAAAAGCCCGGAGUCCUCCUCUCUCAGCUGUCUCUGGAUCCGUACCUGCAUCAGGAGGAGCUCAACACAAAGACACUCGCUGCCUUCACUCGGAGGCAUUUCUUUCACGGCAUUUCAGACGUUGUCGAGACCUCUUGCUCCGAACGCCUCCAGGUCCUUGACCUCAGCUCUUAUGAAGAUGGGGAGGCGGGGGGCGGCGACUGUGGAGGUGGCACGGGUGGGGAUCGCACGGUUGAGCGCAGGAGGAUGGAAAUGGCCCGACUUCAGUGGUCACAUAUUGUGGCCCAGCACCAACUGAUGCAGGCGAUGGCAGAGGAGAAGGCUGUUAAGGCAGGAUUAGACUGGCUCUCAGAAAAGGCUUGCCAUACCAAGAGCAUUUCCACAUCCUCCUCACUUCACGUGCGCGACGUUGUUACUAGGAAAGAGCUGCAGGUCGUGGAGGCUGAGCUGGAAGCUCUGCUCAACGGACCGGUACCCGCUGCUCUCAGGGAGUCGGCCAGGCUGCUCAAUGUUCCUGUAGUGAGGGGAGACCUGGCUCUGCAACUUGCCAGACAAAACUACUACACUUCUAGGCAGGACCAGGUGCGUGACUACUUACUUCGUCAGAAAGCGACCUUUGACCUGCUCCUCCUGGCUCACGAGCUGGAGAUGAAACGGUGGAAGGGCUGUCAGAAUCAGCUGAUGGAAAUUCAUAGGAGGCUGUCGGAGGAAGACAAGGCAGCAUUUCUGAGAAUGGAGUCUCUGGCACACCCAGACCUGGCCGUCAACCCGAGGCCCAACCCCAUCAUCAGCUCCACGGAUGCUACAUUCAACAGAGUUCUCCAGAUCCUUGACCGUGACUCGGACGCGGGUCGAUCAGAACCUUUUCGAACGUAUGAAACUUUGGAUCAAGCGGCUCGUAGCCUGAGGAGCAAUAUCCAGCUGGCCCGUGACUCUGUAGACGGCGCCUGCCGUGAGCAGCUCUACGCGUCCGCUCGUCUGCACGGCGACUGCGACGUGCUCCGCAGGACCAUGUACACUGAGCUCCAGCAGUUAGUCUUAGGGCCGCAGGUACGUCCGAUGGCCAUUACUGACCAGGACCUCCUUUGUCCCAAUGCACAGGUGGGUUCAUUUGUUUUCACUCUCUUAGCUAACCAUGCUUUACAGUCAACUCUUAACGAGCUGACCCUGAAACUGGCAGAAGCUGAGUCUCAGUUGCAGAAUCUCCAGCGAGUGAUGCAGGAAAUCCUGGGAGAAGUCAAAGCCAAGCGCUCUCAGCUGGAACGCAGUCCCCUGCUCAGGCGGGAGAGGGAAUUGUACAUCUUCUUCCACUUGGAUGCUCGGCUUCUGCAGAAAGUAGUGGAGGAUCUGGAGAGCAGGAUGACUAACAGAGGGGAGCAGUGAAGCCACCAGGAGCUCUUCCAGCCACCUCUGCUCCUCUUCCGUCCCCGUGAUGAUAACGAGGACACUUAUUAUUAUUCUUAAAGACAGAUCCUGUAUUGGUAACACCGUUUGAACCGCUCUUUGCUUCGUUUGUGAAGAUGACGAAUAAAAAGGAAAUUGUAAAAGCAAA
Messenger RNA from Fundulus heteroclitus (mummichog), 2327 nucleotides. RefSeq names its product HAUS augmin-like complex, subunit 3 (gene haus3). Gene Ontology annotation, cellular component: centrosome; mitotic spindle; HAUS complex. NCBI's taxonomy places the organism in Eukaryota, Metazoa, Chordata, Actinopteri, Cyprinodontiformes, Fundulidae. Gene Ontology annotation, biological process: centrosome cycle; spindle assembly. The transcript is spliced from 6 exons. Bases 143 to 2158 code for a protein of 671 amino acids. The record is from RefSeq and is a predicted model, not a curated record.